Molecule: messenger RNA, 4114 nt
Organism: Caenorhabditis sp. 36 PRJEB53466
Lineage: Eukaryota; Metazoa; Nematoda; Chromadorea; Rhabditida; Rhabditidae
Source: the annotation of a GenBank genome assembly
AUGAAUUCCAGACGAAAACGCAAUUCUGGUAUAUUAAUUAGAUUUUAGGAGAACAUGAAAAAAAAAUUGAAAAUCCCCAAUUAUUAGCUCGAAAAGUGGCGACAAUUGAGGAUUUGGUGGAGCCGCGAAAGGUGAAACACACGAAUCAGGCGACGGCGGGAAUGCACGAAUGGAUUGGAGCACUGGACAAUGUGAGCAUUCAAACUGUAACCUUGGGCAUUUUUAGGCUGAAAAUUGUCAGAAUUCGACGAUGUUCAACAAAAAAUGCACCAGACCUCAGCCUGCUAAUCGAAAACAACAAAGUUUUUGCAGACGACAAUCAACCUGUCACUGGACGAGUUUAUGCGGCGUCCGAUGGUCCGUCAGUUGGCCAAAGAGAACGGAAUAAAUGAAAAACUAUUCAUGCGGGCGUUCAAAUCGUUCAGGGAAUACUGUACUCCCGACGAUUUUGUGAGUUUUGAAUAUGGAACAAACUUCCUUGAUCCGAAAGUUCCGUAUAUUUCAGCAACUAUCUGUGCUUUUUUUUUGCAGAGCUCCGUGGAUCCGGGCCUUCUCAUUUUGCUCAGCGACAUUUCGAAAGGAACAAAAGACUGCGAAAUGCUUUAUCCGUUCUUUUUGGAUCAUUCUAAACAGGUACAUUUUUAUACUUUAUUUUAACGAAUUUUUAUGUGAGAAAUAUGAAAAAUCCUCAUGUUUCAUAGGUAUAUCCGCAUCUGGAAGCGAUGGACGAUCUGCGAAUCAUCUCCGACCUGACACAGCCCCACAAUUGGUAUCCGGAGGCACGGACCGUCACCAGAAAGAUCGUUUUCCACGCGGGACCCACGAACAGCGGAAAGACCUAUCACGCACUCAAACGGUACGCUUUUUAGGGAUCUUUGGCCAUCAGUGGCGAAGAGUGCAAUACUUGAAGUCUACUAUAUGGAUUAUUUAGAAAACGUUUUGAAACCGAAACAUUUAUUAGAGAGCAACUUUUUAAAUCGAAACGGGGCUGAUCAAACGGCCUGGACUUUUGACCCAUUUGCAAUCUUCCGAUAGGACCGAAACUUCACAGGCUUCUUGGACUUGGAUUAAAGUAUACUGGGUCCAAGUGUCAGACCGAUCGGAUCACCCGGUCCCGAGAUGUACUGGUAUGAGGCUGAAAAGGCCGGGUUUUUGGCCGGUAAACUGCGGUCUCUUCGGCCUCCGAUCCACAUAUCUACGACCAGAUGAUCCGGUCGGUCUGUAACUUGGACCCAGUAUACUUCAAUCCAAGUUCAAAAAGUCUGCAAAGUUUGGGUUCGAUAGGAUCAUUCCAAGUGGGUCACUAUUAUUUUUUCAAUGUUUCGAUAAUCGCACUCUACCGAACUUUUCGCAAAAAUGACUGACCUUAUGUAUUAUAGGGGCAUCUCACAGAAAUGGCGCUCUGUUCGCAAUCUGGCCGAAUUUCUAGGCCGCGAAGUAAUUUUCCACUGAAAACGUGGCCUAACUUUUCAAACUUGGCCCCGAGGUCGCUCAAUUUGUACUGCAAAAAGAGUUUCUCAACAAAGCGCCAUUUCUGUGCGGUGCCCCUAUAAUACCAUAUAACUUUCUACUCUCUUCUAGCAUAAUUACCCACCUAUCGCAAUUCCUCUUUUUGACAUCUCUAUUUCCACGUACUUAACAGACGUAAUAAAAAAUAACAAAUAAAUUAAAAAAUAAAUUGAUAAAUUGAACCAUUUUUUCUUAUAAAGUUGAAACAGUAAGUGUGUUUUAACAACAAAUCCAAUUUUUCAGAUUCGGUGAGGCGAAAAGUGCCGUUUUUUGCGGACCACUGAAAUUAUUGGCGACCGAAGUGUUCAACCGGACCAAUUCAUUGGGAAUAGCCUGUGAUUUGGUCACCGGAGAGGAGAGAAGGUCUGGGAACAUUUCUUCGCAUUUUUUUCAAAUCAUUUUGCUGCUCUCCUGUUCAGAUUCGCAAAAGACAACCACCACCCGAGCCAGCACCUCUCUUCGACCGUCGAAAUGCUCUCAACGCAGAUGAGAGUCGAGGUACCGUUAUCCGGAAACACGGAAAAGUACAGUAAUCCCCCCCUCCUGCUGUAGGUGGCCGUCAUCGACGAAAUUCAAAUGUUGAGAGACGAGCAGAGAGGCUGGGCGUGGACGAGAGCACUUCUCGGAGCAGCCGCUGAUGAGGUUGGCGCCCUUUUUGCUGACAUAUCUAAAAAUCAACAAAAAAAACAUCAUUUUUCUUGCAGAUCCAUUUGUGCGGAGAGCCGGCAGCUAUUGAUAUUGUGAAAAAGCUGUUGGAGCCGAUCGGAGAAAGUGUCGAAGUACGGUAUUACGAGAGGAAAUCGCCGUUAACGAUCGCCGACAAAGCCAUCGAGUCGUACAGUAAUGUUGGUUUUCAAUUUCCGAUUCUUUGGAUUCCUUUGCCAAUUUAACUCGUACUUUGGUUGCAGAUCGAGCCGGGCGACUGCAUCGUGUGCUUCUCGAAGCGUUCAGUGUUCUUCAACUCGAAAAAGCUGGAGGAGAACGGAAUCAAGCCGGCCGUGAUCUACGGAGACCUGCCGCCGGGCACGAAACUCGCGCAGGCGGCCAAAUUCAACGACGAGCACGACGCGUGCAGUGUGCUCGUCGCGACGGACGCCAUCGGAAUGGGACUCAAUCUCAACAUCCGCAGAGUCAUCUUCAACUCGUGCACCCGUCAGUCCGAGCUGCUGCCCACCUAUGCGGCACUUCAGAUCGCCGGAAGGGCUGGGAGGUACGGUGCACCAAAAAAGUAACCAAAGUAUUAAAUUCCAAAAAAAAUGCCCCCGAAUUAUGAUGAAUUUUGCGAAAAGACGACGAGAAGUACACGCGAUAGUAGUAGUUCGACUGAUUCAGAUUCGGAACCGCCUACGCAAACGGAGUGGCGACGACGAUGCGAAAAGAGGAUUUGAGCACUUUGAAGGCGAUACUGGCGGAAAAAGUGAGCUCAUCUGACAAAAGAAUAUCAGUUUCAAACUUUGAUUAAAAAAACGAAAGUUCCCUUCUAAAAUCGAUGAUUUCCCUUGCAUGUUUCAAGCCAUUCUAUGUCAGAACAGAAUUGUUCUUGUGAAUAUGAAAACGUUGCAGAUCGAGCCGAUCGGAUCGGUGGGCAUCGCGCCGACGUACGACCAGAUCGAGACGUUCUCGUUCCACCUGCCGCAGGCCUCUUUCGUCCGUCUCCUCGACCUGUUCGUGUCCGUCUGCUCCGUCUCCGACCAUUUCUUCAUUUGCACCGUGUACGACAUGCGCGAGUUGGCGGUCCUCAUCGAUCAGAUUCCGUUGCCGUUGAAAGUGAGGUACACGUUCUGCACGUCGCCGUUGAACACGGACGACAAACGGACCGCCGCCGCGUUCGUCAAAAUGGCCAGGAGGUACGGACAAAGAUAUUUUUAAAUUGUGUGCAAAAUGGCCUAAAAAUUGCAGAUUUUCGACGGGCCAGGCGCUCACAUUCGAAUGGCUCAUGGAUAUGCUCGGAUGGCCUCCGAAGCCGGCCACAAACAUCACCGAACUCGCCGUGCUCGAACAGGUAUUUUUUGGGUUUAUUUAAGGCCUGGGCGAAUGAUCCGCUUCCCGCUGUCUGAGAAAAUGAAAACAAAAAUGCAGGGUGUACGAAAUCUCUUGAAAUCAACUCGCCUUUCUCUCGGCUUCACUGAAACCCUUUCGAAAUAUUCUUCGAAAAACAUUACUGUUGUUGCAGACGUACGAAAUAAUGGACCAGUACAAGUGGUUGUCGAUGCGAUUCCCCGACAUGCUGCCCGAUGAGCCACGUGUCAGAGAGGCCAGUCGACUGUUGGAUUCCAUGAUUCAGGUACAGUAAUCCUCAGCGGAUUUUCCUCUGGCUUCCGCUCGAAUAGGCCUAGUCAAAGAAUCUCUAGAGGAACUUUUCCAAUCUCAAUUCCAAAAUGUGAAUUGUUUGCAGGAAGGAGUCGAAGGAUUCAUGGGUCUUUUGUCCGCCCACGCGGAUCCAUCAAACCCACAAAAGUACUCGAAAUCACCGGAAACAACCACGGAAAAUGUGAAAAAAUCGCCGCGGAAAUCGUCGAUACUGGAGUCGCUGCUCAAAAGAGCCGACAUUUCCGAAGCGGAUUUGGAGCAAUUGAGGGAGGAAUUGAACAGCAAAAAAACGUAA